Molecule: messenger RNA, 588 nt
Organism: Pedinophyceae sp. YPF-701
Lineage: Eukaryota; Viridiplantae; Chlorophyta; Pedinophyceae
Source: the annotation of a GenBank genome assembly
AUGCAGGUGUGUUUGACAGACUGCGUAGUCUGCUCAGGGGGGGAGUCGCGCUCGACCGUGCUGCAACGCACGUCGCUCGCCCUGUGUCAGCUCUACCAGGCAGCCCCGACAGCGAGCUCGCAGGACUGCCGCAGCUGUGGUCAGGCCGAGGCGCGUCGCGACGCCGUCUGCUCGCCGCACCAAGCCUACCUGCAACUGCGCCACGCGCUCGACCGUCGGCGAUGCGCCGGGCGCGCCUACGUCCGCAUCAAGCGCCUGACGCUUCGCCGGCGGCUCGUCGUCCGCGGCGCGCUCCUGCGACCAGUCGUGCUCCUCCCCUGCCGCCCCCGGCGCUACCUCGGGGCUGGGCGCGGGCAGGGCGAAGAUCUCUGGGAGGCCGACGAGAGCCCCGAGCCAGAUCUCCACGGAGGUCCCGUUGUCGAACGUCCAGCCGCCGAACUCGGGCUGCGCUUUGUAGCAGUACACCCUGUUCUUCUUCGGCCCGUCCUGCGCGACAUUCGCAACAAAAGCAGAGUCUCUGGCUCUCCUGUUCCUCUGUGCCACGAACGCAACCACUUCCUUCGAUCAGCCCGCUCGAGGUCGUCAUGA